AGGUGAGGCUACCUGAGUAGUCAAGCUCCUUCCUUGGGUAUUGCUACAUAGAUAUGUAUAAACAAGGCUUUAUUUUAUUUUGGGUAACUCAUCUCCACACAAUGCAAUGUACGCGUGCUUUUUCUUAGUAAUCUUGCCAAAGUUCUCUUUCGCUAGAUCUCCUGUUCAUAAAAGCAGACAGUUGAAGUCUUAUUAUAAAUCUUCAACCAUCAGAUUUGCUUCAGUUUUAGUUUUAUCCUAAAUCUACAACAGAGAGAUUUGAAAGAGAAAAAAAUUGGCAGCGGGAUUGGUGGGUUUGAUGGCGGGAGUAGAGGAGGAUUCGUUCGCAGAUUCAGAAGAUGAAGGAACGGAAGAGUACAGGAAAGGAGGAUACCACGCUGUUCGCAUAGGUGAUUCCUUUAACAAUGGCAGAUAUGUAGUCCAACGGAAGCUGGGCUGGGGGCAUUUUUCUACUGUCUGGCUCGCCUGGGACCUCCAUCAAUCGAGAUAUGUGGCGCUGAAGGUGCAGAAGAGUGCACAGAGUUAUUCAGAGGCAGCUUUAGACGAGAUCAAUAUUUUAAAGCAAAUUGCAGCAGCAGAUCUGGAGGAUAAAAGUGGCGUUGUCAAAUUGCUUGACCAUUUCAAGCAUACUGGGCCUAAUGGGCAGCAUGUUUGUAUGGUUUUUGAGUAUUUGGGGGACAGUUUGUUGUCAUUGAUCAAGUAUACUCAAUACAGAGGAGUUGCCUUGGAUAUAGUUCGUCAAAUUAGUGUCCAUAUUUUGAAAGGUUUGGAUUAUUUGCAUCGAGAGCUAUCAAUUAUUCACACUGAUUUGAAGCCUGAAAACAUUCUUCUAUAUUCUCCCAUUGACCCAUCUAAAGAUCCAAGAAAUUCCAAUGAACCUCCCUUGCUUGCACCCAUUUUAGACAAUCCUAAUCACCUUUUAAGGUCAUCUAGUGGAAAAGAGAGUAUAAAUGAAGCCCAGAAGAAUAAAUUGAAGAGAAAGGCUAAUAGGGCUGUGAAUAAAUGUGCAAGCAGUGUCAUGGUUCAAGAAAGAGAAUCAGCCAAUGCAGAGCAGGAUGGUGGACAGAAAUUUUCAGCUACUGGUUUGAAACAUCCACAUGAGAGAGAUAAUAAAGCAAUUCAUGCUUCUAAGAUUCAGAGCCUGCAGUCAAUGGAUUUGAGAUGCAAAAUAGUAGAUAUGGGAAAUGCCUGCUGGAUACACAAGCAGUUUACAACGGACAUCCAGACAAGGCAAUAUCGAUCUCCAGAGGUUAUCCUGGGUUCAAAUUAUUCUACACCAGUAGACAUGUGGUCAUUUGCUUGCAUAGUUUUUGAACUUGCAACAGGUGAUGUGUUAUUUGAUCCACAUGGUUCAGAACAUUAUUCUUGUGAUGAGGAUCACCUUGCCUUGAUGAUGGAACUCCUUGGGAAGAUGCCUCGUAAGAUUGCUUUAGGUGGCAGCCAUUCACGAGAUCUUUUUGACAGGCAUGGGGAUUUAAAGCAUAUCAGACGACUCCGAUUUUGGCCCUUAGAUCGAAUACUUUUUGAAAAAUAUAAGUUAAGUGAGAAAGAUGCUGGCAAACUUGCAGAAUUUUUGCUUCCAUUGCUGGACUUUGUACCAGAAAAGAGGCCUACAGCAGGCCAGUGCCUUCUUCAUCCAUGGCUCAAACAGGAUACAUAUCUUUGUCCUACAUUAACUUCAAGGAAUAACAGUCCAGCUGAGAUUGAAGAUGCUAUGGAUAGAAAAAAAAGGGAAAGUGAAGGUACAAGAGAAGCCUUGGAGAAAGCUGAGGUUUCAAUGAGAAAUAUGGCCAUUGAAAGCAGUCCAGCAGCAGGUUUUAGUAAAACAAAGUUGUCUCGAAGGGCAAUGAAUGAACAAGCAAGUACAGUUCUCAAGUGAGUACAUAUAAGCCAGGUUUGUUCCUAUGGAGUAUAAUGGUUCUGAAGACUUUAGUCAUAAGAUGCAUCUUGGUUGCUAACUACAGAUCCACAUGCCACGCUGAUUAUUUUUCAGAAACUCAAAGAAUUUCUUUCAUCGAUGUUGAUAUUAAGGAUAUUUGAUUUUAUGGAGGCUUCAAGGUUUUGCUUUGAAGCAAUCAUACUUUGAGUACCACUUACGAGAUUAGUCUCAUUGUCUCAGAAAUACAGGACCUUGUGGGUCCAUCUUCACUCUUGUAUUUGACAUAUAUUAUUCCUAAUUCUUCAAGAAACAUAAAGAGGUUAAGGACUUGGUGGUUUGAUGGGAACAAUCUUAGGUUUGCUAAUCAUCCAUGGGACACUUCAGUUAGUGAUGAGAUUAGCAGUUGCUACUGUAGGUCAUACCUAUGGUUCACUUUGAUAUGUAAAUAAGACAUUUUGUGGGAUGGCUGAUGAAGCAUGAUUUGAAGACAUAAAAAAUACAGGUAAAUGUUCCAUUACAUGCAUUUGGAAGUUUGUUUGGAGCAAGUUGUAAUUUGUAUGGAAUUCGGUGGAGUCAUGUCAUUGCUCUUAGUGAGCAUGAUACUGAACAACAUCACUUUUCACUCUCACUCAAGAAUGCCGUUUCUAUACUACUGAAUUGCUAAUAUGUUAGCAACAAAAUUGUGAUUACAUACAAGCUGCUGAAAGUGAACUGUAAUGAGACAGCUAACAUUAUUUUUUGAGUAAAUUUAUUGAGAUUUUAAAAAUGCCUUUUGGGAUAAUUGCGUCCCUUUUCUCAUA
This is a messenger RNA of Cryptomeria japonica (Japanese cedar), 2679 nucleotides long. RefSeq lists its product as uncharacterized. Gene Ontology annotation, molecular function: ATP binding; protein kinase activity. Gene Ontology annotation, biological process: spliceosomal complex assembly; protein phosphorylation; regulation of mRNA processing. The coding region runs from base 299 to 1879 and encodes 526 amino acids. The record is from RefSeq and is a predicted model, not a curated record. The transcript is spliced from 4 exons. Lineage: Eukaryota; Viridiplantae; Streptophyta; Pinopsida; Cupressales; Cupressaceae.